Quercus lobata is the source of this 987-nucleotide messenger RNA. RefSeq lists its product as uncharacterized. NCBI's taxonomy places the organism in Eukaryota, Viridiplantae, Streptophyta, Magnoliopsida, Fagales, Fagaceae. The transcript has a single exon. The coding region runs from base 1 to 987 and encodes 328 amino acids. The record is from RefSeq and is a predicted model, not a curated record.
AUGCGAGGUAUGUGGAAUGGAUUACAAGUUUUGAUUUUGAAUGAUUGCCUAUAUGCUCACUACAUCCAUUGUUUUACACAUCGCUUACAAUUGACAUUAGUAAAAGCAUCAAAACAAGUUGUCCCCAUUAAUGGAUUUUUUCUAAAAUUGCUUUUGGUGAUCAAAACUACUUAUGCUUCCUGCAAGUGUAAUGAGCAAUUGAAAGUUGUCAAUGCUAAUGAAAUAGCAUGCUUGAUUGAUCUUAAAGAGCUUGAGACUAGAAGUGGACUUAAUCAAAUUGGCACUUUACAACGACCUGUAGAAACAUGUUGGAGUUCACAUUUUAGCUCAGUUUCUAGCUUAUUAAGGAUGUUUUCUUCAACUAUUGAAGUUUUACUAAAUAUAAUUGAUGAUGUGGCUGAUGGAGAACAUCAGGUAGAAGCAAAGUCAGCUCAUGAUGGUUUAACUUCAUUUGAAUUUGUCUUCAUCUUGCAUCUUGAGAAGGAAACUAUGGAGAUCACUAAUAAACUUUGUCAAGUUUUGCAAAACCAAUCUCAAGACAUUUUAAAUGCUAUGCAGUUACUUUCAUCUACUAAAGCACUUAUCCAAAAAUUUAGAGAUGAUGGAUGGGAUGGCUUACUCACUACUGUGAUAUCAUUUUGUGAGAAUCAUUGCAUUGUCAUCCUAGAUAUGAAUGCUUGUUAUGUUGGGAGGCAAGGUCGAGCUUGUAAUCAGCAAGAUAACAUUACAAUUGAGCAUCAUUAUCGAGUAAAUAUUUUUUAUACUGCAAUAGAUUCUCAACUACAGGAACUAAAUCAUCGGUUUAAUGAAGAUACAAUGGAGUUACUUAAGCUUAGCUCAGCUUUAGAACCUCGAGAGGCAUUAAAAUCUUUUAGAAGUAGUGAUCUUUGUUUGUCGGUAAAGAAUUUCUAUUCACAAGAUUUCACAGAUUAUGACAAACAAGUGUUGGAGAAGGAGCUUUAUCAUUUUGAGCAUAAUGUAGUUUGA